AUGGAUAGUCAGAAUACUUUGGUUGAUAACAGUAAAACUCAAAUCAACCUCGAACCCGAUUCAAACGAUCGUUCAGUACCGAGUCCAAACGGCGAUCAGUUGAAAAUUGGGCAACCACAUUUUGAGGAAAGACGAAUUUCAAUCCGACGUAUAUCCAUCAACCCCUUAGCUCCAGACGAAUACACAAGAGUGAACUCUUUUUGCUCAAGUCUAAACCAAAAUGCCAAAACGUCGUCCGAAUCACUUCCUCAACCUGCUCCGGUCCUGGGAAUGGCAGAUCAUCUGGAACCUGGUAGUAUAGAUUUUGGUCGUAAGAAAUCUUCAUCGUCCCUGGGUCUACCUGAUAAUCUUUCUAUCCGACGAAUUAGUGUAAGUGGUAAAGAAGAUAUACUCACCAUCCCUCAGGACUACAGGGUGGAUAGUUGUUGGGAGGAUAUACCAAUUCGACGAUCUUUCACUGAAAAUCGACGAAACUCAACCCAAGAAUUACCUAGAAUUGUAACUUCUUUCAGUCCCCUUCCUUAUCAAUCUCCGAUCGACCCAGGUGAGAGUGGCCGACGAGGAGAGGGAGCAGGGGAUCUACCUUCACCUCAUCCAUUCUCUGCUGCCUCAUUACGACGGAGUUCAUUCAUCUCUCAGCCUCCUAUCCAAUUCCCCAUCCCCCAUAUAAAGCUCCCUGAGAAAGUAAUGCAAAAAUCAAAGCAAAACAGACCUGGAUCAUUGAACAUACCCAGUCAUACCAUCUCAUCUCCAUCGCAGUUCACUUCCCUAUCAGGAAGUACUUACGUAGAUGGCAUUGGAGGAAGGGGUGAUUCGCAGAGUUUGAACAUGGCUGUAAGAUCAGCAAGUUCCACUCAAGCUAUCAAAUCUUGCGUAACACCUUUACCGAAAUCUUCUGUGGAUACUUGUAGUUCAUUUGGACAUGAUGCCUUAGAAGGGACGGAAAUACAGAGAGAGAAGUAUUUUGAAGAUGGAUGGAAUGGGUUUGCACCUCAAACUUCGGAGUUAGAAACGACUUUCAGAGAUGGGUUGAUACCCAAGAUUGAAAUUCCAAUUUCACCUACUACGCCUACCCAUUUGAUAAAUCUUGAUAUACCUGCAUCAAAUAUUGUUCAGAUACGAGUGGAAAGCAAGUCCCCGCAAGCCCAAGUGCACAAUAUCGAUAGCAACGAGAUAUCAACUACUCUCGAUUUGAUCGAUGAUAAGCAGAACAAUCAUAAACGUAAAACCAGUCACUUAGCCAUAUCUUCCCCUACGAGAUUACAGAGCAAUACUCAUAAGAGAACCUCAAGUAACUCCAGUCGUAUAACUUACCUUUCAGAUGUAGUCAAAGAGAAUGCAGAGGAAAAAGAGAUAAAAAGAAGAAGUGUAUACUCUACGCCUAAAGCGUUAUUGCAACCCGAAGGUGGUUUAGCAGGAAAGAGAACGAGUCCCAUAGAGCAUAAAGAAAAAGGUAAAGAGAUAAUAGGUUCGACAGGUAGCAUUAGGGAUAGACCUGUAUCAAAUGGUUUACAAAGUGCUUUGGCGACAGGUAUGGGCGUGGGGAUGGUAGUAGGUAUGAGCCAAGGUGAAAUGCAUUAA
Molecule: messenger RNA, 1581 nt
Organism: Kwoniella mangroviensis CBS 8507
Lineage: Eukaryota; Fungi; Basidiomycota; Tremellomycetes; Tremellales; Cryptococcaceae
Exons: 1
Coding region: 1-1581 (526 amino acids)
Source: RefSeq, a predicted model, not a curated record